Messenger RNA from Umbelopsis ramanniana AG, 1752 nucleotides. RefSeq lists its product as uncharacterized. Gene Ontology annotation, biological process: regulation of fungal-type cell wall organization; activation of GTPase activity; signal transduction. Gene Ontology annotation, molecular function: GTPase activator activity. The record is from RefSeq and is a predicted model, not a curated record. NCBI's taxonomy places the organism in Eukaryota, Fungi, Mucoromycota, Umbelopsidomycetes, Umbelopsidales, Umbelopsidaceae. Gene Ontology annotation, cellular component: cell cortex. The coding region runs from base 1 to 1752 and encodes 583 amino acids. The transcript has 5 exons.
AUGGCCAAUUACGAUCGACCGGGCAUAGUGUCUGAAAGCCAGAAAAACGUCAUUCUGGCAUGGUGGAAGAAGGUCACUGCAGCCAAUCCCAAAGCUGAGAAUUUUCAACGGCUCAGAGUUCCUGUUGUUGAAAAAGGCGUUUUCGGCAUACCUCUAGUUGAAUCGAUUAAAUAUGCUUACUCAACAAUUUCAUAUAUGGACGACGAAACCCACGAACAAUGCUAUGGGGUUAUACCGACCAUCGUAGCCAAGUGUGGCUCAUUUCUUAAGGAAGAAGGAUUAUAUGUGGAGGGUAUUUUUCGGCUUUCAGGUAGUGCCAAGCGAAUAGCGAUGUUGCAGACAUUUUUCGACACUCCUCCACAUUACGGCUCUCAGCUUGACUGGCGUGGUUACACUGUUCAUGAUGCUGCCAAUGUUAUGAGGCGUUUCUUAAAUUAUCUCCCCGACCCGGUCAUACCACGUCAGUUCUAUCACACUUUUAGAGAGCUCAUUGAUGACCAAUCGCUACCGAAUGACGACGCAUUGAUUGAAGCGUUUCAACGAAUGAUUGAACGGUUGCCUUUACCCAAUCAGUUUCUUCUGUUGUAUAUUUUGGACAUGCUUAGCUUGUUCGCUUUAAAUUGCAAGUCCCAUCGGAUGGAUGCUUCGAAUUUAGCCGCCGUCUUUGCACCGGGUAUACUGUCACAUCCAGAUGACCAAAUGAGCCCUGCACAGUACCGAAGAUCGCAGCGAGUGUUAGAGUUCCUCAUUGACCAUCAAGGCAGUUUGACCAUGCCUCCAGCUUGCGUGCUUGACAAUCAGUUCAUACCAAAUGCUAGCCGCUUGUUUACACCUCCUCCAAAAUCUUCUACUCCCACUAUACCACCUGUUACCUCCACUACUCCCACACCAGAAGCUGCCAAUUUACCUCUGUCCCCUAUUGAGACAUUGGACUUGUUGGUCGGCCCAUUACCUUCAUCGCAACGACCCACCACCAUUGCCGCUGAGUCACCACAUCGACCUACCCGAUCCAAUACUAUGUUUGAGCCAACACACUUCAAGGAUACCGAUUUGAGCAACUUUGAAUUGGACAUCCCAGUUCGACCUAGUCCAUUGAAACGAUCACUCACUUUACCCAGCAAACGACAAAAGUAUGGCGAAAAUGAACCUACCCAAGUGGUUCAUGUCGGACGAAAUGGUAGUCAGGCGUCGAAGCGAUCUGGUUGGAAGCAUAUUAAAAGAGUAUCCUCCGAGCGAAGAAUUAAUGAUGGCACAUCACCUGAACCCCUCUCACCGACCACUCCACCAUUGCCACAACCAUCUGCAUCGAAAUCAGAAGACAGUACGACUCAUAUCGCACCACCACCACCGCCCGCUCAGAAAUUUUUAUGGGAUGUGUCCCUUGACGAAGAAGAGGAAGACGAUCAAAAACUGUCCCAGAAUGUGUCCAAUCCACCUGCUUCUAGUCAAGAGAGCCUACCUCGUACCUCAGUGGACAGCACACCGGAUCCCCCGACGGAUUCGUCCAGUCCUCGAUCUACAAACGGAGUCAAGCUUCUGUAUCAGAAAAUGAGUCAUAGAGACUCGGUAUCCGAACACAGCGACAGUGCAGAAAAACAACCGGUUCAGAUGGCAUCACCGGAAGGUAGUGGUGAAGGUGGUGUUGGCUUCAGAGCGGCGAUGCGUCGUAACACGAUUGGAAAAUUGUUUGGCAAACACCCAGUGCGAAGAUUGUCGGAAGGCGAGGAAUUAGAAAAAGGUCCUAGCCCAUGA